This is a messenger RNA of Aphanomyces astaci, 587 nucleotides long. RefSeq lists its product as hypothetical. The coding region runs from base 1 to 459 and encodes 152 amino acids. NCBI's taxonomy places the organism in Eukaryota, Oomycota, Saprolegniomycetes, Saprolegniales, Verrucalvaceae. The record is from RefSeq and is a predicted model, not a curated record. The transcript has a single exon.
AUGAAGGGUCUCUUCGUUGCUGCUAUCGUUGCCGCCGCCGGGGUGCAAACCAUCGCGUCUGCCCCGUCCCAGGCCCCCUGCCCAACUCCGCUGGACGUAUUCGCCGUGUACGACCUCGUACCCUGCAAUGACCCGCCCCGCACUACGACUUCACCCACCCAAGUGCCGACUCCCGCGCCCUCCAAUUCGACUUCUACUCCCACCACAACCACCCCUCCCUCACCCACCACGACCUCCACUUCCAAGCCCACUACGACUAAGGCGACCCCUACGACCUCUACUUCCAAUCCCACCACGACCAAGGCGAGCCCUACUAAAACGACAGCCAGCCCCACACAAGCUCCCAACCAGUGCGGCCAUUGCACCAACUGUUAUUAUCCCCUCUCUCAAUCGUGUUAUGUGGGGUGGACUGCCCGCCAAUGCACCUCGGUACCUCAGCUCAAGUGGUGCGGAUAUUAGAAAGUAAACGAUAUUUUGUCAUGAGUUUCGAAAGCAAACGGCUUGCUUCAAGGUAGCUGAGGAAAUACUAGAUAGUUACUCCCUCUGAUAACAUUUUAACUAUUGUAUACCGCUUACGCUUUGGGCGC